Messenger RNA from Sander lucioperca (pikeperch), 4414 nucleotides. RefSeq names its product myelin protein zero (gene mpz). The transcript has 6 exons. Gene Ontology annotation, cellular component: membrane. The coding region runs from base 200 to 886 and encodes 228 amino acids. Gene Ontology annotation, biological process: myelination. The record is from RefSeq and is a predicted model, not a curated record. NCBI's taxonomy places the organism in Eukaryota, Metazoa, Chordata, Actinopteri, Perciformes, Percidae.
GGUAUAAACCAUGGGACAGUGGGUUUUCUGUUGUUGUGAAGCCCUCUGUCCUGGCGGCCUGCAACCCCUCCACUCACACUUUCUUUCUUUCUCCUCCUUCCACUCACUCACUCUCCCUCCAGAGUGGGACUCUUCCUCGACAGAUUCCUGUCAGGUCUGUAGCAUCCGUCUUUUGGGAGCUCCCUAGAAGCCAGAAACCAUGCUGACGUUUUUGGCGCUGGCGUCGGUUGUCCUCCUGGGAAUAGUGCCUGAGCAGUCCCAGGCCAUUAUGAUUUACACCGGCUGGGAGCGCCACGCCCUGGUGGGCGGCGACGUCCGGCUGUCCUGUUCCUUCUUCUCCUGGCGCUGGACCUCGGAGGAAGUCACCUUCUCCUGGACAUACAGGCCUGAUGGCGCCCGGGACAGCAUCUCUAUCUUCCACUACACUGGUGGUGUGGCCUAUGUGGACAACAAAGGCCCAUUCAGGGACCGGUUGGAGUUUGUGGGGAACCCGGGCCGCCGCGACGGCUCCAUCCUGAUCAAGAACCUGGACUACAAUGACAACGGCACCUUCACCUGCGACGCCAAGAACCCCCCUGACAUAGUGGGCCGGCCCUCCAGCGUGCGGCUGCUCGUCUUUGAGAAGGUGCCCAUCCAGGCUGGCGUGAUCACAGGCGCCAUCAUCGGGGUGGUGCUGGGCCUGCUAGUACUCAUCGUGGUCAUCUACUACCUAAUGAGGUUCCUGGUGGCGCGCCGCGUCUUCAGCCUCAGUGUCAGCAAACAUGGCAAGAAAAAGAAAGAGGGAUCACAGCAGAGACAGGGCCCCGUGCCUGCCGCCGACCCCUCGAAGGUGAAGGCGGCUGCCUCCGAAAAGAAGAAGCAGGAGUCACGCAAGGAUAAGAAAUAGGAUACGGGGAUGGGCUGGGGCGGGCUCGCAAGCCGGCUGCUCCAGCCCGUACGCCUGGCGGUGGCCAAGGCCCAGCCCAAGCAUCAGCAGCGAACCGUAGCCAGAAAGACGGAGAGGGUUGUGGGAGGAGGAGGAGGGGAGGCGGGCCCGGGCCGGGUGCUGAUGACCAUCGAUCUGGAGCUGACCCGCAAAAAUGGGGAGGAGAGGCCUGGCGGCGAGGGAGGGAUGGGGAGCUCCAAAGCGCUUGGCUUCCUCUCCCACAUCGCCGACCAGCUCACCUUCACAAAAUAAACCGAUAGGGAGGCGGGGGAGGCCAAGGGGGGGACGGAGCUGUGGAGGAUAAGAGAGUGGGCAGUCUACUGAGGAGACAGCAGGAGAGCUCAACCACAAACCUGCUUCACACCCACCAACGCCAACCUGAGUCCCUGAAUAAAUGAGUCAAAUCAUAUCUGCUCUUGUCACAGGCUGAUGACUGUAGACACAGCUAUACAGGGCCCAGAUCUUAAGAUGUCAUGAUAAUACACCAGCCGGCACCCCGAGUACUUUUUGUCAGGUCAUAAGAUAUGCCAUAUGAAGCGAGACCCUAAGACGGCUGGGUUUGAUAACAAAAUCUAAGAAGCUGCUCCCUGGGUUUUUUGCCUUUUCUGGUUUCUUCCAUUGUGAUCCUAUCCACCGAAAAAAGCUUUCUCCAAAUGCGUCGGAUACGCAUCACGAAUUCCAAGCUGCAGGGACAAGCCAAUUUGCUUUUUUUCCCCGGAGGCGACGUGUCAAACUCCAACUUCCUCCCCUCACUCUGAUCUUCAUUCUUUUUUCAUCUCCAAUCCCAUUUCUUCCUCUUUUACUGUGAAUUUUCUGACUUUUCGUGUUAAUUCAAAUUACAAAGUGAUUUAUAUGCUAACUGCUCUAUCCUGUUUCUCUUCCUCUCUCUCACUUCCCUUCCCUCUUUUCCUCCUUUUCUUUCUCCUGUAGAUAAAGGUCUGACUUCUCCAUGACUGCCUCCACUCCUCUAGUCUGCUCCCUCCUUUUCUGCCCAGCCUGAUGCAACCCCCAUUAUUUCCCAUUAUCUCUACUCUUUCAAGACAGCACUGGCUGUAAGAAUAGUCCUACUAUAUCAGUGGCAACUGUGUCAAAUAAUUUUUUACAAUGGCUGAUUGGAGAACCUGUAUGCACUCAUUGGGCAAACUGUAAAACAGUUUAAGGCCUAACAACGCACAUAACUUUCUUAAGAGAAACCCGAAAAGACAUCCCUCUGUGUUUAGAGUCUCAUGAAUCUUCCCCCUUAAUGUUUACGACUCAAUCGCACACACACACAUACACACACACACACACACACACUGAGCGGAGCUGCGAGUGCACUCUGGACUUCAGAUAGAGAAAAAGAGAGACGGAGAGGAGUGUGAUAGUGGGAGAGAAAUAUGAUUCCUGCUCUCAGCCGAGCGUAGAUAGAGGUUCAAGCCCUCGAGCUCGGGGUGAUUCAAUCCUUUCAACAUUUGAGCUAAUGGAGGUUGUCGCCGUGUCCCUGCCCGGGCUAAAGGGGGCUAUUUCUGGCCCUAUAAGAGCAUGCAGGCUUACUGUAACAGCUGCACAUUUUUUAGCUAACAGGGGGGUGGGGGUGGUGUGAGAAAAAGAAAGAGGUGAGCAGGCUGGGUAGGUUGGGGGGGGGGGUCCUUUUUGUGCCUGAGUGCAUGAGGCUGUCCGCUGUUGACCCGAUGGCCAGCGACUGACAACCUGGAAUGACGUCACAGCGUGUAGGGCUGGCGGACGCUCUCAGGGGUCUGACAAAAGGGCUUUACAGGAAGAGGUGCAACUUCUGUGCUCUCCGAGUUAUUUUAGGUCCAGUUAAUCCGCUCGCACGUUUUUCCCCUCGCCAACCCAGGGCUAAUUAUUUUAGUGCAUACUGGUAACGAGAUCUCUCUCUCCAUCUUCCUCUCCCUCCUCGCCUCCUGUGCUGUCUUCACUGCUUUGUUAGUCAUCUCUGCUCGCAUCUUGGGAUUCACCUCCUUUCCUCCAAAACCCCUGUUUGAUUCUCUCUGUCCUUACGUCUUAGGCUUCCUUUAUCUCUUCCUCUUCCUGUCGUCUUGCGACUCUGCGCUGCAUUAUUCCCCCACAGAAAAGGCCUAUACACAAUCCACUCCACUCUUUAAGCCUCUCCUUAUCUGACUGCCAGGCCCACAGCUCAAUGCUCUGCUCCUCUCUCUUCUGUCCUUCCUUCCUUCCUUCCUCCUCCUCGUCCUUCUUCUUCUCCUUUUCAAAUUUGAUGACGGACAUAUCUGUCUCCCUUCCCUCCGGCUUGAUCAAUGAACACCCUCUCGCCUGCCCUUCAAAAUGCCACCUCCCCCAUAGGCAUGUCCCCGCCAGCCCGCCUUCCCUCUCUUCCUCCAACCCUUUACUGUGUUUCUGCCGGUUCCAAUGCUAAAAAUGCUCUCCUCUGCCCCUUAAUGGCAAAGAGCGGAAACACACGGGCAGAAAUCCGCCUUUGGUUCUCACUGAAGACGCCAAACAGAAACUUAUAAUCUAGCUAGCUCUCUUCUGGUCGCAAAUACGACGUGUGUUUUAUGUAUAUGUGUGUCUAGUUAAAAAAUGAGAUUUGCUCUAAAGCAAACAAAACAACAGUAUGUCACCCUAAGUAAAGAAAAUAAGACAUUUAUUACAUGUGUACAAAGAAACAUAUGGAGAACACGUUUAUCGAGGCAGGGAAGAAAUGUAAUGCUAUCUGAUGGAAUAUGUCAUUAUAUUUCUGACCUUGUGUGUUAUGGAAGGUACUGUGUGGCUGUCUCUAGUGUACGUUUUAUUCCGAGACGAAGGGUAAAUCAAGGUUUUUGUGCGGCGUCAGAGAGAAUAUUAGGGGUGGAUAAGGGUUCAGUUAUCCUCGGAUUCAGUGAGCUGUGGCUGGGGAGAAAAAAAAGGAGAGGAAGGUACUUGCUGUGGACGAAAGCUUCGGAGGAAGAGACUUAUCUGCCAAAAAUCCAUAUGUAUCACCACAAAUGGUCUGCUCUUCCCCCAGAGCCUUCUUUUAAAAGGUGCUUCUUCCCCAACCCUGUGCCAAAGAUGGAUUGCGAUCUGUGUGCUUGACAUGCAGGGUGGAUAGUGUAGACUUGAAUGUUCCUUUAAAAUUCAUAAUGGCAAUGGAGGUGCUAAAAUCCACUUAUUUAUAACUGGAGAUCUAUUUCACUCGUCGCUGUUUAACUAUCCAGUCACAUGGAUUAGUUAGAAUGUUUUCUUCUUUUUCAGCAAAGCCACACAGACACCUGACAUAAGACAAACAGCAUUAAAAUUGCCUUUUAAAAAUGUUUUAUAUGUAUUAUGAACUGUAUUAGUCAUAGUUGCACAAUAACAUUCCUUUAUUGGAAAUGACUGGAGCUUCUUACAUUUUUUUUUUACAUUUAUUUUAAUGCUUGUGAUAAUUCCAGAGCACUAACAUCUUUUGAUGACUCUGUAUAAUAUGUUGUAAAGAGUACGUAAAUAAAAAUUAAAGCCCCAAGCGCGGCUGCUGUCAACAGAAGACAAAGUAAACCCAGCUGAAAAAUG